CUGCUAUAUCAGCAAAGCUUAACAAGAAGAAGAAAAAAAUAAUACAUAUAUUCUUCUUCUUUUAAAUUUUUUAUUUUAAAUAACACAAAACAAAAAGAAGAAAAGAAGAGAGAGAGAGGAAAGAAAUUAUAUUAAUGGCAAAGUUGUAUGGUGGCAGAUAUCACAUUGAAGAAGUGCAAUAAAAGGGGACCUGUAAUAGUUAGGUAGGUCUGGGUUUUUAUAGUGCUUUCAAGGCUUUGUUUUCUUUUUCUUUUCUUUCUUAAUGACUUAGCCUUGGGUUCAAUUCCAAAGGAACAAAAAUAAAAUUAACUUCUCCUCUUCAUUGUAUAUAUGAAUCCAAUGCAACAGGCAAUGAUGAUCCUGAUGUUUAAUGUGUAAGAAGGCUAAGGGGCCUCCUGUUUAUGCAGGUUAAUUAACCCUCUUCACCCACCCUUCUUUCUCACCAUUAAUUAACAACACAGUUACCAUUUCAUAGACACAGAUAGAGAUAGAGAUAGUGAGAGAGAGAGAUAAAGAAGGGUCAUUUUCUCUAUUACCUUUUCUUCUUUGUAUGGGUUUUUGGUGCAAGUGAUAUCAAGAAAACACAAGUCAGAUUUUUCCUCGUUGUUCUUUUCUGUGUUCUUUCUAGUAAUGGUUUGUUAGUUUUCUCAGCCUCUUUUCUUUUUUUCUUCUUUCUCUUGGAUAAGAAAUGGGAUUCCUAUCGAGAAAAAGAAAGUUCCCACUUCUUCUCCUUCCUCCUCUUGCUCUAGUUAUUGUUUUGUUCGAAAGGGUUACAUUGGUUUCAAGUCUAAAUUACACAAAUUACAGGCAAGUUAGUAGUUUAAGACUUCAAAGAAUUCAAAGGCAUCUAGACAAAAUUAACAAGCCUCCUGUUAUGACCGUACAGAGCCCAGAUGGCGAUACCAUAGAUUGUGUUCAUAAAAGAAAACAACCUGCUCUAGACCAUCCUCUUCUGAAAAAUCACAAGAUCCAGAGGGUUCCAUCAGAAUGGCCUAAAGUGAGAGAGUUGAAAGAAGAAGAGGUGAAGGACCCUAAAUUUAAGGGCAACAGUGAUGAAGGAGAAAGAGGUGCAUGGCAAAUGUGGCAUAGGAAUGGGACAAGGUGCCCUAAAGGAACCGUCCCUAUACGACGCAGUAAAAUGCAUGAUGUAUUGAGAGCCAACUCUUUGUUUGACUUUGGCAAGAAGCAACAGCACCGUUCGAUCUCUCUUGCUAGACGUACCGAUCCUCCGGAUGUAGUUAGUGGCAAUGGACACGAGCAUGCGAUCGCCUACACCGGAUCAUCACAAGAAGUGUACGGAGCCAAGGCCACUAUUAACGUGUGGGACCCUUCCGUUCAAGUGGUCAACGAGUUUAGCUUAUCACAGAUCUGGAUUCUAUCGGGAUCAUUCGACGGUUCAGAUCUCAAUAGCAUAGAAGCUGGGUGGCAGGUCAGUCCGGAGCUUUAUGGUGACAGCAGGCCCAGAUUGUUCACUUAUUGGACAAGUGAUUCAUAUCAGGCAACAGGAUGCUACAACCUUCUAUGUGCAGGAUUUGUGCAAACCAAUAGCAGAAUAGCAAUUGGAGCUGCCAUUUCUCCUGUAUCAUUCUAUGGAGGCAACCAAUUUGACAUUACCAUUCUCAUUUGGAAGGAUCCGAAACUAGGGAACUGGUGGAUGGGAUUCGGUGACAAUACCCUAGUAGGGUACUGGCCAGCUGAGUUAUUUACACACCUAGCAGACCAUGCCACAAUGGUGGAGUGGGGUGGUGAAGUGGUGAAUUCCAGGGCUAAUGGUGCGCACACUUCCACCCAGAUGGGCUCCGGCCAUUUCGCGGAAGAUGGGUUCGGAAAAGCUAGCUAUUUCAGGAACCUGGAGAUCGUGGAUUCUGAUAAUAGCCUCACCUCAGCUCAGGAUAUCUCCAUACUAGCUGAGAAUACAAAUUGUUACAAUAUCAAGAGCUCCUAUAACAACGAAUGGGGCACAUAUUUUUACUACGGCGGACCCGGGAACAACCCGCAGUGCCCAUGAUCAUCAUUGUCACUGUCAUCACCAUUAUCAUCAUAUAUAAUUUCUUAGUCAGCACGUAAAAUCUCUAUUAACAAAUUCUUUAAUUAUGUAAUUAUAGUUGUGCUAUUUCCAUUCUUGUUUGUGCUAGCUCUUUAAUAUUUUUGUUUUUUCUCUUUUGGGUCUUAUUUUUGAGGAAGGAAUGUGCCUUAACUAAAUAACACAAAGGCAUAAACAGGCAUGGAAAUAGCAAUGUUUUGGUUAGCUAUCUCUUAUAUGUUGAUUUUUAGUUGCUAUUAUGUGAAACGUUUUUAUCUUUUUUA
Molecule: messenger RNA, 2307 nt
Organism: Ricinus communis (castor bean)
Lineage: Eukaryota; Viridiplantae; Streptophyta; Magnoliopsida; Malpighiales; Euphorbiaceae
Exons: 7
Coding region: 689-2008 (439 amino acids)
Source: RefSeq, a predicted model, not a curated record